Messenger RNA from Durusdinium trenchii, 1017 nucleotides. NCBI's taxonomy places the organism in Eukaryota, Dinophyceae, Suessiales, Symbiodiniaceae. The record is from the annotation of a GenBank genome assembly.
AUGAAGGGGCGGCUGCUGCUGGUGCUGCAGCUCUGCCAUGCGGCGGACUGGCGGCUCCCGCGGGUGCCAGAGGUGCUGAAUGCGGGGCCCGAUGGGAUGCCCCAGUUGCCGGAUCAGUUACUGGACGACUUCAAGCGGGCGAAGCGCACCUUGCAUGCCACGCACAGGCAGAGUGAAGGAUCUGCGACGGGCUCCUUCGUGGAGCAUCUGAAUGAGGUGGAGCAGGAGAGUUUGAAGGAGCUCACGAAGGAAAAGGAAGACUUCGAUGCCCAAUUGCGAAGCCAAGAGGAGCAGAACAAGGCGCUGCUGCGUGGCAACGCGCAGUUGGCCAAGGAGACUCUGACGGCUCGACAGCAGAAUGUUCAGCUCCGCAAGGAGGUGACACGUUUGGCCCAUCGAGUCAGUGUACGCCAGAGCAUUUCCAAAUCCUUGCAGCAGCAAAUGCACCAGGGACAACGCUUCCUGCAGGACCCGGAGGAGGCCACGCUGGAGGACGAACGUGAUGCGAUGUCCUUCCUGGAGGUGUCGGCAGAACUGCGAGGUGCGCAUCCGAAGGUGGAUGCCAUGUUGGACGAGGAUCCAGUGGCGCCGCGCGAGGUGAAUGAAGCGGAUGUGACCGAGGUGCUCGAGGCCGAGGAUCCGGUGGUGGAACACGAAGCGCAUGAGGAUCAGAUCAUCUUGACCUUCCUGAAGGAUGACCUGCGGCAGCUACACCGGGUGGAGAGCAGCAGCAAGCGUUAUUUGAAGCAGAUGUUCCAGAAAAGCAUGAAGGCUGGCCAGGAGCGCCAUGCAGCUCUUCUACAACAACAAUCUGUACUUCAGAAGGAGCUCUCGACGAGCCAACAGCGGGGCGCCCAGCUGCGAGGGAAGUUGGAGAAGCUCCGGACGACGCUCAAGAAGCUCCAGCGGAGCUUGCAGCGAGGCGCCCGAUUCCUGGGUCGUCUCCAGGCGGUGGCCGAGACGCCGAUGGACGAGGUACCCGAGCGGCUGAAGGAGGUCGCCGAGCAGGGCCUGUGA